Molecule: messenger RNA, 4540 nt
Organism: Agrilus planipennis (emerald ash borer)
Lineage: Eukaryota; Metazoa; Arthropoda; Insecta; Coleoptera; Buprestidae
Product: protogenin
Exons: 18
Coding region: 309-3629 (1106 amino acids)
Biological process (GO): cell-cell adhesion; axon guidance
Cellular component (GO): axon; plasma membrane
Molecular function (GO): protein binding
Source: RefSeq, a predicted model, not a curated record
AGAUAUGAGCAAUGGGCGUAACUUUUGCCUUCGACUGUAUGGGUUUGAUUUUUCGUGGAACCACUGAUACUACCUGUCCUGCGCAUGUCACUUCAACAUGCCGAACGCUGAAUGGUGGGCUCAACUCAUCGGCAUCCGUCCUGGGCAGCAGCAGUUCACGCGGAAACGGCGACCGAAGUUAGAAAGUUAGCGAAGAAGUGAAUCGUGAUCCGUGAAUUCUUGCAACAGACACUAAGCGUUUAUUGUUGUUUGUUGUUAUUAGUGUUUGUGUUUUUUCCCCGUAACGAUUUCCAAAUGACCACUCAUAUAUGGCGGUACCAAUUCUUCAGUUCAGCGUUGUGUUUACAGUAGGACUGUGCUUAGGCCCUGCAGCAGGUCAUGUUUACAGUUGGUAUUCCCCGAACGCUUUACGGAUUGUUGCAGGUCAUGAAGUGGUUCCGUUCAGCGUAUCCGUCAUACCCCUAUCGCUUCACCUAAAAGACCCACAAAGUGUGGUCGCGAAAAGAGAAGCCUCGGUUACGCUGUCCUGCGAAACCACCUCUGCAAGCGAUGGCCGUCUACAAUUCGCCUGGUACCAUUGGAAUAAUACCAUCGUGCCCGGAAACGACUUAUUUAACCGGACCAUCCUCCCUAACGGGACCUUGGUCAUUCCUAGGGUCGUUCCGGGCGGCGCCGUUAAUAACAUCAGGAAAGGAGUUCGUCGCGGGGGCGGCGGAGUUGAAGGCGAAUAUCGAUGCCUCGCGCGAAAUAACAAAGGUGCAAUACUGUCAGGGCCGGCACAACUUACCAUUGCAAGUUUAGCUCGUGGUUUUCAAAAGGCACCCGCCGACGUUGAAAUUCACGAAACACAACCAGUAAUACUUCCUUGCCACAUUAAUUCAAUUCCCACCGCUGUUAUACGGUGGGAAAGGGAUAGCAAACCUCUACCUCAUAGCACAAGAUAUGUUCCUCUUCCUUCGGGAGCUUUGUUAAUAAACAAUGUUCAUUCAGUAGAUGCAGGUUAUUACAGAUGUAUAGCAACAAAUAAAAUACUUAAAAAGUCUAGAAUAAGUACGGCGGGUAAUUUGACAGUCUUGCCACAUCCUAAUUUUCCUCAGGCUCCUAGAUUUCUACUACCUCCGGGCUCGAAACCCAAAACGACGGUUGUGGCCGGCACAAACCUAUCACUACAUUGCGCUGUGACGGGAUGGCCUAUUCCUGAAAUAAAAUGGUUAUAUAGAAUGGAAUAUUUUAUAGGAAAUAUAAGCACACUUACGUUGAAAAAUAUAAGUUCAAAUUUUACGGGUAACUACACUUGUUUAGCUUCAAAUACUGCUGGAAAUACUUCCCAGGACUAUUUUGUUGAAGUACAAACUCCUCCUUAUUUUAAUUUUACUCCUGUUUCAACUGUAUAUCCUUCUGCAAAAACUUUGCGUUUAGAAUGUAGCGCCCUUGGCUAUCCUACCCCUGAAGUUCAUUGGCUAGUGAAUGGAACAAGGGUAGCAUACAGUGGAAGAAUAAGAAAGUUAAACAGCACUCUAAUUUUUAGCCAUUCAUUUACUUCAGAUCAAGGUAUAUACCAAUGCGUUGCGGUAAAUUCUGUCGGUGAAAAAUGGGCUGCUGCCGAAAUAAUGCCAGAUCGUUCGAAAGGAAUUCCCCGUCCACCGCAAAAUGUUCGAUGUCGGCCGUACGACGAAAAAAGUAUAUGUCUAACUUGGGAUAAUCCUCCACAUCUAACAGCCCAGGCAUACAGUGUUAAUUCUUAUCUGGGAAGAGACAUGGGUCCGGAGUAUAUUACAAAUGUGACCUAUCGGUUAGCUACAGGACUAAGUACAAAUACAAAUUAUACAUUUUAUAUUCGUCUCUAUCAGACGUCUGCAAGCGACCAAUCGGAAAAUGUCACAUGCCGUACUGAAAAAGUUGGAAAUCGUAUGUUAAACGUUAAAGCACUAUCGUACAACUGUGUUGAGUUAACGUGGAACGAAGUAAAUACUGAUAUACAGUGUGGUCAAAAUUAUGCGUCUUAUAAGGUGCAAUGGAAGGACGUCGACCAAUUACAUUCAUACAUCAAGUUUACAAACACCAGGAAAAUGAUAAUUAGUGGUUUAUUGCAUGGGAAGACGUACAGAUUUCGAGUUCCUUCAAAAAAUUCGUCUGACCAAACCACGUCAGUUACUUACAAUCUGUCUCAAGAAAAUUUGGUCGGUAACGAUGAAUGUCACAUAAAUUCAUCCUCGAACUUAAUGAAAGUUGAAGCUAUGGAACCAUCUAGCGUUAAUUUGACUUGGUCGCCUGAAAAAGAAACAGAAAUAGAUUUUUUCGACGUCUGCUUUCAGGAAGCUCAAAAAGAAAAGGAACUUGAACCUCCGAAAAGAAAGUGUUUUGAGAGUAAAGGAACUCAUUUAAAUAUUACGGAUCUUAAACCCGGGACUUUCUACACCUUUAGUUUGCAAACUAAUUAUAAAAACGGUACCUCAUCUACUACUCCCUAUUUAACUGAAGUACAAACAGCUACAGAUGUACCUUCCGUUGUGCAAAAACUACAUUAUAAGAUUUUAUCAUUAAAUUCCGCUUGUAUUACGUUCAAACCACCACUGAAAGAGAAAGAAAAGAUAAUCGGUUAUCUUCUUUCCUAUACACCAAACGAAGACUGGCAAUAUGAACAGUGGCAGAAAAUUAAUAUUACAUUAAACGAUUUCGAACAAAAUCAGCAAUGUGUAGUAGAAGAUAACGAAACGUUGUCGUUUGUUUUGAACAAUUUGAAUCCUGAAUUGCAAUAUGUAAUCAUUGUUCAACCCUUUAGUGCAGUAUCCACUGGAAACCCAGCUUUACCUCUUACAUUCUCCACCAAAGAAUUGAGUACAAAUAUUAGUCUACCUGAAAAUACUAAUCAGGUCGAUUUGCGUUACAAACAAAAAUUAGGUAUAGCACUAGGAGUGUCUAUUUCAUUAUUGUGUAUCUUGUGCUGUUCGAGUUACAUGCUAUUGAGGAAGAAGUGCGUUAAAAGGGAAACGACGAUACGAGCUCAGCAUGUACGAACCAAUUAUUUACCUGUAGGUAUGACCACAUUACCCAGUGCACAUCCCAGAAGUGGUGAAGUUUGCACAGCUGAAGCUCAUGAAAUGCAAGUGCUUAUGUCUGAUGAUUCUAUUUUAGGAGACAUACCGUCAGAUUCUUUGGCUCACAUCGAUACAAAGGGUGGGGUUGGUUUUCCCAAUUGUAAAGUGAAUGGAAUCAUCAAAGAUGCAAAAGUUAAUGGCAUGGUUCACAUCACAGAAAAUCCACGUUUCAAGUACUUGGCUUCGAAUGGUCACGCAGUUGUCGAAAGUUGCAAUGAACAAAACGGAAAUGGACCAUCAACAAUAACGUCUCCACCGUCUAUCAUCAACGGUGUUGAGAAUACGAACACAAACGCUUCGGCAACGAACGGGGGUUCGUUUAAAUCGAAAAUGAAAACGAAUGUAUCUAAGAAAGAUCUUUUAAAACUUUCUGAUUACAAUUCAAACAACGAAAUCUCGACAUCUAGUGCAAAAUUCCUCGAUGAUGAAGACGCUUCAUUGAACAGCACUGCGAUAACAUACCUGGAUGAUUCGACUUCUUCUGUGCCACCUGGAAGGAGAAUAUCAUCUAUUCUAGGCCCAAACGGCUGACAAUUGGCGUAUUAGACGGUAAAAAAAUUUUAGUGUCCGAUUACAGGAAGUACAACUCAAAUAAUAUUUUAAUAAAAAACACCAAACCAAAUAAAAAAAAUACAAAACAAACAAACAAAAAUGACACCCGUUGCUGAUUGCAACGUUCCCAAAGAUGUCGGAUGAACCACAUUUUUUUGCAAUCAGCUCUAAUUUUAAAUAAAUGCAUAGUAAGAUUUUUCUUACAACACUUUGGCAAGGAUGGUACGGAGAAACACAUAUUCAAUUGCAUCAUCCGGGUUUUUAUUUUUAUUGUUAUGUUUAUUUUAUUUCCCAGGACAAUUUAGCUCGUACCGUACAAUCCUUGCCAAGUAAUUUAUUUCUAGGACUCAAACAUGUACAAACAUUAACGUCCUCGAUAAAAUCGCGAGGAGAAUACUACAUUACAAACUACACAGUUUAAUAUGCAGCAGAAUUGAACCCCAAAAAUAAUUUAUUAUUAGUGUAGUUUUUAGGGUAAUGAUAAACGUACAUACAUAAAAUAUGCUUGAGCUUGAAGGUAUUACAGAUGAUGAAUGAUGUGUAAUUUGAAUUGAAAAUUGUGAAGCAAGAUGCAGAGUAAUUUUCUUAAUAAAUGGUCACCGGUUAAAAAAAUAUAAUGAAAAUAGCAGAUGUUUGUUAGGGUUGAAAACACAUAAUAGAUUAUUUACGAUUUAUGCUGCCCAGAUAUGUAUGUGAACACAGUAACUUAUUUUUUGUUUGCGUCCGUUUUUCGUUGUUGAUGUUUAGAAUUUUUUUAUACCGACAAUUAUUAAUUCUCAAAAUUGAAAGGACAAGGGUCCAGAACAUUCAUGUCUUGAACAAAUUUGAGCAGUUACAGGUAAUUUUCGUUAUUCUCUUCGUUCUUUAACUGGUACACGUUUUUAUAUAUA